AAUUUGCCAAUCUACUCUCAAGUCUCAACCAUCUCCACACAUCCCCGCCUAUUUUAUUAUCCCUUUGAAAUAUUUCCUCCCUAUCCCUGUCCUCCUCCUCCAGUCCCUUGCCGACCAGUAAGCAAAAUCGAAAUAAUAGAAUAAGGAUUAAGGGGGAAGAGUUCGCUAUGGUGGUUACGACCUUAUUGUCUCCCUGCAAUUCAGUUCUAGUCCGCGGGUUUCCCAUAAGAGAAAACGAAUCAUCAUCUCGCCCAUUGUUUCUAAGCGUUAGAGACAGGUUUCUGAAUGGGAACAAAAGGUUAUCUCGUGGCGGGUUGCUUGUGCAGCUUAAUGCAACCGAAGGUUCAGCCGAUUCAAGUAAGUCCGAAGAAAGUAUACCUUCUUGGGCUAAACCCGAUUCCGACGAGCCUCCACCUUGGGCUCAAGGUGAAGGCAAGAGUUCCACAGCACAGCAGAGUUUUGAGGUUCCUUUCUUCGUUUACUUGCUUGCUUCAGCGGUGACCGCCAUUGCUGCGGUUGGUUCUAUUUUUGAGUAUAUCAACCAAAGGCCUGUUUUUGGAGUUUUGAACUCAGACAGCAUUUUCUAUGCGCCUCUGCUUGGUUUCUUCGCAUUUACCGGAAUCCCCACUUCGGCAUUUCUUUGGUUCAAAUCAGUUCAAGCUGCUAACAAGGAAGCAGAGGAACAAGAUAGGAGGGAUGGUUUUUUGUGAAGCCAAAAGGCACAAAUUGCCAUUGACACUGUAAUGUAUUCAUCAUCUAGAACUUUUGUCUAUGGAAAUUGAAUGCCUUACCAUUAAUUAUGUAAAGAAAGUCAUGUUCUUUUUUGAGGUAAAUAAGUCUGGAAUUGUUACUUGUUAA
Messenger RNA from Gossypium raimondii (Peruvian cotton), 858 nucleotides. RefSeq lists its product as uncharacterized. Lineage: Eukaryota; Viridiplantae; Streptophyta; Magnoliopsida; Malvales; Malvaceae. The transcript is spliced from 4 exons. The coding region runs from base 168 to 710 and encodes 180 amino acids. The record is from RefSeq and is a predicted model, not a curated record.